UCUCUCUCUCUCGCACAUACACACAAACACAUGGAAGCCAAAGAUUACACUCAAGAUGGGUCGGUCGAUCUUCAGGGACGUCCGGUACUUGCCUCUCGAACUGGGAAAUGGAAGGCCUGUGCCUUUCUCGUUGGUUAUGAAGCGUUCGAGAGGAUGGCUUUCUAUGGAAUAGCUUCAAAUUUAGUGAAUUACUUGACAACACAGCUUCAUGAAGACACAGUUUCUUCUGUGACAAAUGUGAAUAACUGGUCUGGAUCAGUUUGGAUAACACCUAUCCUUGGUGCCUACAUUGCAGACUCUUACGUGGGUCGUUUUUGGACCUUCACUAUCUCUUCCCUCAUUUAUGUUCUGGGAAUGGUACUCUUGACAAUGGCAGUCUCACUUAAAUCCCUAAAGCCAACUUGUGCAAAUAGUAUCUGCAACAACAAAGCUUCAGCUUCACAAAUCAUAUACUUCUAUGCAGCUCUCUACAUAAUAGCAAUUGGAGCAGGUGGAACAAAACCAAAUAUAUCCACAUUUGGUGCAGAUCAAUUUGAUGAUUUCAAUCCACAUGAGAAGAAGCUCAAAGCCUCAUUCUUCAAUUGGUGGAUGUUUAGCUCUUUCUUGGGUGCUCUCUUUGCUACAAUGGGACUUGUCUACAUCCAAGAGAACUUAGGUUGGGGAUUGGGUUAUGGAAUCCCUACAGUUGGUCUUAUACUAUCACUCUUCAUCUUCUAUAUGGGGACACAAAAUUACAGGCACAAGGCUAGGAUGAACAAGAACCCUGCAAGGGAUUUAUUCCGAGUUCUGAUCACUGCCUUUGUCAAUCGCAAACUUCUACGACUCCCUACUGAUCCUUCUCAACUACACGAGCUUGAACCACAACAUUACAUGAUCAAUGGAAAACGGCGGGUUCAUCAUACCCCGUCCUUUAGGUUCCUUGAUAAGGCUGCCAUCAAAGAAGGCUCAACCUCAACAAGAUCAUCAUGCACUGUUACUCAAGUUGAAGAAACAAAGCUUGUGUUUGGUAUGACACUUAUCUGGCUAGUCACCUUGAUCCCAAGCACCAUAUGGGCUCAGGUAAACACCCUCUUUGUCAAACAAGGAACAACAUUGGAAAGAAACCUUGGUCCCAACUUCCAAAUUCCAGCUGCUUCACUUGGUAGCUUUGUUACUCUCUCCAUGCUAUUCUCUGUGCCCAUGUAUGAUCGUUACUUCGUUCCGAUCAUGCGGCGCAAAACCGGUAACCCGCGUGGAAUCACUCUCCUCCAAAGGCUUGGUAUUGGGUUUGUGAUUCAAGUUGCAGUCACUUUGAUAGCUUAUGCUGUUGAACUAAAGAGAAUGCAAGUCAUCAAGGAACACAACAUUAUCAUGGCCAAAGAUAUUGUCCCAAUGAGCAUAUUUUGGCUUCUACCUCAAUAUAUCUUAUUAGGGAUUGCAGAUGUGUUUAAUUGCAUUGGUUUACUUGAAUUCUUCUAUGAUCAAUCUCCUCAAGAUAUGCAGAGCCUUGGAACCACAUUCUUCACUAGUGGGAUUGGUGUGGGGAACUUCUUGAAUAGCUUUCUUGUUACAAUGGUGGAUAAGAUAACUGGGAGAGGUGAGAAGAAAAGCUGGAUUGGAAACAACUUGAAUGAUUCUCACUUGGAUUACUAUUAUAGUUUCCUUUUUGUAAUUUCAAUCCUAAAUUUAGGGGCUUUUUUGUGGGUAUCAAAGAAGUAUACCUAUAAAACAGAGGAGAUUGAAGGCAUCAAUGGUAAUGCUUCAUGUGUUCAAAUGGAGGGAAGAGCUCUAGCAGAUACCACUCCUUUAGGUUUGCAGGUUUAAUUAGAAGUGGUAAUGUAUGAUAUUAUAUUUGUAAUGUGUGUGAUGCUUCUUGUAAGUUAAAUU
Molecule: messenger RNA, 1866 nt
Organism: Telopea speciosissima
Lineage: Eukaryota; Viridiplantae; Streptophyta; Magnoliopsida; Proteales; Proteaceae
Product: protein NRT1/ PTR FAMILY 5.1
Exons: 4
Coding region: 31-1803 (590 amino acids)
Biological process (GO): dipeptide transport; transmembrane transport
Cellular component (GO): membrane
Molecular function (GO): dipeptide transmembrane transporter activity; tripeptide transmembrane transporter activity
Source: RefSeq, a predicted model, not a curated record